Messenger RNA from Crotalus tigris (Tiger rattlesnake), 3472 nucleotides. Its product is annotated as tigger transposable element-derived protein 1-like. Gene Ontology annotation, molecular function: DNA binding. NCBI's taxonomy places the organism in Eukaryota, Metazoa, Chordata, Lepidosauria, Squamata, Viperidae. Gene Ontology annotation, biological process: regulation of DNA-templated transcription. Gene Ontology annotation, cellular component: nucleus. The record is from RefSeq and is a predicted model, not a curated record. The transcript is spliced from 8 exons. The coding region runs from base 29 to 2554 and encodes 841 amino acids.
GGCAUGCCGGUCCGGGAGGGCGAGGGCGAUGGCGGCGCGGGGCCUGGAGGCGGCGGCGGCGGCGUCGCUGUGGCCGGCGGCGUCGGCGUCGUGCCUGGCGGGCCCGGAGGCGUCGGGCUCGCGGCUGCGCUGCCUGGAGGGCCGCCUGGCCUCGGCCGAGGAGCAGCUGGGCGGCUGCCAGCGGGCGGUGGCGGAGCUGGGCGGGCAGCUGGAGGGCAAGUGGGCGGCGCUGGGCGGGCUGGUGCGGGACUUCGGGCGGCUGGAGCGGCGGCUGGAGCGGCUGGAGGACCUGCUGCGGACCCGCAACUUCUGGAUCCUGCGCUUCCCGCCCGGCGCCCGCGGGGAGACGCCCAAGGUUCCGGUCACUUUCGAUGACCUUUCCGUUCAUUUCAACGAGCAAGAAUGGGGCAACCUGGAUGACCUGCAGAAGGACCUGUAUAAAACGGUCAUGAAAAGCAAUUAUGAGAUGCUAGUCUCAAUGGAUUACGCCAUCGCAAAACCCGAGAUCCUGACCAAGAUCGAGCAAGGCGACGCCUUGUGUGACACCAACGUCGAAGCCGCGCCCGAGGAUGACACGCCGACACUCCCUGGCACAGAGUCCCCCGUCGCUCCGGUGGAUGUUUCGUUGUGGCUGAAGGAAGAAGUAGAAGGACCUCACGUUGGCAGAAAGGCCAGGCCUCUUGAGGAGAUCGGCGCCGGUCUUCACGAGGGGCAGUCUCGCUUGGUAGGACACGUCCUGAUGACCACUUCUCCCAAAUUCAUGGACCCGGAAAACGAACAUCCCAGAAUCUUGCUUCCUUCUGGAUCGUGCCGGAACGACGCCGUCAGGAGGGAAAUGGAAGCCGGUUCUUCGGUGGAGUACCUAGACAUCCCCUCGGGGAUUAAAGAAGAGGCAGAGGAGGUCUCCUUGGGCCCCGUGGAGACCCACAAAGAGCCCGUGCCGUACGAUCCUAGCGAAGAUUAUCAGACCAUCACCAUUUCUGAAGAGCAUCUCUGUGGGCUUCAGGAAGACCAGUGUGCGCAGGACCCGUUGUUCUUCGGGGAAGGCUCCAGCUCCGUAUUUUGCAACGGGCUCUUAUUCUCGCUGGCCAUGUCCUCAAAAGGGAAGAGAAAAGGCCACGGUUCGUCGGAGGAGCGAAGCAAAAAGCAGAGGAAGGCUAUCAGUCUGAAUUUGAAGAUGAAGAUCAUCAAAGCCUACGACGCUGGGAAGAAGGUGAACAUCAUCGCCCAAGAAGAAGGCCUGGCCCAUUCCACCAUCUCCACCAUUUUGAAGAACAAGGAGAGGAUCCGAGAGGCCAUGAAAGGCUCCCCGGGGACAAAAGCCAUCAUCACCCGGCAACGCAAAGGCCUCAUCCACGAAACGGAGAAACUCCUGAUGCUGUGGAUUGAGGAUCAGAUCCAAAAGCGGAUUCCCAUCAGCCUCCCGCUCAUUCAGGCCAAGGCGCGCAGCCUUUUUGCGACCCUGAAGGAGCGAGCCGGCGAGGAGUGUACCGAAACGUUCACGGCCAGCCGCGGGUGGUUCAUGCGCUUCCAGCGAAGAUUUAACUACCACACGGCACACCCGCCGGGCGAAGCGGCCGGGGCCGACGAAAUGGCAGCCCAACGCUUCCUGGAUGACCUUGACGAGCUCAUCGCCGACGGGAACUAUUUGCCCGAACAGAUAUUCAACGUGGACAAAACCCGGUUAUUUUGGAAAAAAAUGCCCGAACGGACUUAUCUUCACCGAGAGGCCCAAGCUAUACCUGGAUACAAAGCUUUUAAGGACCGAAUCACCUUGCUGUUGGGCGGGAAUGUCGCCGGAUUCAAGCUGAAGCCGUUCCUGAUCCACAAAUCGGACGAUCCCCCCACGGGCGAAAACAUCGGCCAAGAGACACUGCCCGUCUAUUACCAAACUGAUCAGAAGGCUUGGAUGACCCAAGUCUUUUUCGAGGAUUGGUUUGUAAAUUGCUUCAUCCCCCAGGUGCAGGAAUAUUGUUUUCAAAACAGAAUCCCUUUUAGGGUUCUCCUGCUCCUCAACAACGCCCCUGGAUAUCCCCCGCACCUGGAUGAUGUCCAUUCGGACGUGAAGGUCGUCUAUCUACCCAAAAACACCAGCCCUUUCCUACAGCCUAUGGAUCAGGGCGCCGUCUCCAUCUUCAAAGCAUGCUAUUUACGGGCCACGCUGGCCUCGGCCGUCGCCGCGACAGAGGACAACAGGCUGACUUUGCGCGACUUUUGGGACGCGUACGACAUCGGCCACUGUAUCGAAAACAUUGCGACGGCGUGGAAGGAGGUCAGCCUGAAAUGCACGCAAGGCAUUUGGGAGCGCUGCCUGAAGCGCUUUGCUCUCCUCGUCCGUAACUUUGAAGGCUUCGACCUCAACGAGGAUUUGGAGGAAAUCAGCCGCAACAUUUUGACGCUCCACCGCGCCGUCGGUUUAGAGGUGGAUGCAGACGAUGUGAAAAAAUGGAUCGCCUACCCCGAGGGAGAGCUUUCCAACGAAGAAUUGAUCGAGCUGAAAGAAGAAUUGGAGGCCCAAGGCAUGGCGGAUGAGGACGAAGAUAUCAAAUACUAGUCUUGAGUCCGUUCAGGGUGAAAAUAUUCGACAGGUGUUUUUCUCAAGGCGUUAACGAAACGUUACGAAAAUUCGGAAGUACGGACCCAAACGUAGAACGUUUUGGAAAGUUAACAUUGGGAGCCCCGGACGUUCAGCGUGAAAAAAUUCGACAGGUGUUUUUCUCAAGGCGUUAACGAAACGUUACGAAAAUUCGGAAGUACGGAUCCAAACGUAGAAUGUUUUGGAAAGUUAACAUUGGGAGCCCCGGACGUUCAGCGUGAAAAGAUUCGACAGGUGAUUUUCUCAAGACGCUAACGAAACGUUAAUGAAAAUUCAGAAGUAUGGAUCCAAAUGUAGAAUGUUUUUGGAAAGUUAUAUUGGGAGCCCCGGAUGUUCAGCGUGAAAAUAUCGACCGGUGCUUUUCUUGGAACGUUCAUAAAAACUUUAACGAAAAUUAGGAAGUAUGGAUCGGAAUGUAGAACCUUUUGGAAAGCUACAUCGGGAAAUGCAUGUGUCCUAGUGAAAUAGAUGAAGGAAAAAAAUGUGCAAAGAAAACUUAGUGAAUUCUUUUAAGAAGUUAUUUCUUGCUCACCUCCCCAUCCUGAAAAAAGCAGAUCCCCCGAGGACGCAGGUUCACCAGCCUGCUAGCCCUCCCCCCCCCCCCCGUAUCCGACAUUUCGGAAACCACGGCAAAAGACUAAUCUCUGGAAGGGGUUCUGUGGAUGUUUACAGGUACAGUACUGUAAUUGUAAACGCUGAUUUUGUAUUCUUUUAUUUUUGUACUGUAACACGACACGACGGCGCAUAACAACAACAACAACAAUAAUAAUAAUUACACAUUCGAUCAGAGACGUUUUAAAGUAUUGGACAUGAAGUUCCGUUCAUUGGAGGAUGAAAUUGACUUCUUUAGAAAUAAAAGAUGUUUUAAAAUAUUCA